AUGUUAAUUGACGCUUUAACCAACUUAUCUGGCUUCAACAAAUCAUCAGGCAAAGGCUCAUCAAGCACCACUACUCGUAAAGUUGAUACUUUAUACCUUGCUACUUCAUCAACUAAUAAAACCACUGAAGAUCCAACCAAUUACCCACCACCAAGAUUCCCAUUAUAA
Dictyostelium purpureum is the source of this 168-nucleotide messenger RNA. RefSeq lists its product as uncharacterized. The transcript has 2 exons. Lineage: Eukaryota; Evosea; Eumycetozoa; Dictyosteliales; Dictyosteliaceae. The record is from RefSeq and is a predicted model, not a curated record. The coding region runs from base 1 to 168 and encodes 55 amino acids.